AUGAACUCGAUAGAUUUAGCUCCCUAUGAGUUCCUUCUUUUUCACCCUGGCAAGGGGGAUCGUUCACCCUCAAAAUGUAUCUCGGUCUUGCGAUUGAGGGAAAUCGACAGAAUUCAAAACCGCCUCACAGGCCGUGCGGUGCUCUUCUACGCGGACUUUGUUAACGCACCCACCAUCUGGACCAUGCAAAGCGGCGAAAAGCUCGUUCGGGAUAUAUCAUACAAGAAGGCUAAAACUAUCACACACGUCGUCAGCGAUGGUCCUUUUACUGGUCUUUUCUAUCUGUCUAAGAAAGGGGUCGAAUUUCUACUCCAGGAGCAUGUGCCGGAUCGACCCUGGAAGUUGCGGUCAAAACCUCGCAAUUUCUCGGAUGACCUAAAUGCACUCAUGACUUCGUGUUAUGGUCAGCGAUCUAACAUUAAAAAAAAGAAGGACGUCGCACAGGGCUUUUUUAUCGUAUAUAACGCUCAGCUUAAAUACUUCGCCACCAAUGGUGCUCUUAUCUUAGCUGUGCUGGUGCGUGACACUCAAGAAGGAGGGCUACAUCUUUUGGUCGGCUGUCUUGCGCGUAAGCUAUGGCAGCGGUGGGACGUUGAGGAGGACUAUGGUGUGAAUUCUGGCAUUUACAUUGACCCAAAUGGUGAUACUGUGACGCUGCUCCGAUGUGCCAUUGGCGCACCAGUAGAAGUGAUGGAUGUCGAGAGGGCAGUGCCGACCACCUCAUUCUCCCUUACUGUAUUUGACCUGAUUGAACCAUCAAUUCGACGCAGAGAAGUUUCACAGUCGAACUCCAUUGCGUGUGCUUUUUACCACGAGGUCACUGUUAGUCUUACCGGUCAGCAUUCGCUCAAGCGGCGAACCUUUCAAAGCCUUGGCUUCAUUUUUCCACCUUCGGAAAGCGACGGUUGUCUUAAUUGUCCGGUGGCAGUUGAGUCGACCCCUAUUCCACUGUUUUCUUUCUUGAUGCGAGUCGGAAGUGAAUCUUUCAUCCUUCAGCUUACAUAUUCUUCAAAUGAGGAUGAGCUUGUGGCUGAAUGCCACACACUUCCUGGAGAACUUCAAAUUUCGAACCCUUUAGCGCUUUCUACGAUGCAAGUGAAUGGAGACUUACAGCAACCAGGUGGCUCUCGUGUGACAUUCAUUCUCACUAAAGAUUUAAAGCUAUUUGCCUUUGACGGAGUUAGUUCCGUUGAGGUACGGGUGGUUCUUGCUAGCGACACGACAAACGACAUCGAGUAUAUUGGGCAGCAAAUGGCAUCCAGACGGAAACUUCCUAAGCAUCAGAAGCAGUUACGUCAUUCAGAUUUCAAGGCUGGUAUACCGGCAGCCGCUGACGAGAUCAGGCUCUUACCUGUUGGGCUUCAUGAGCUGCUUUGUACAGAUGGCAGGAUUGCCGUAUUCCUUCACUUAACAGGCGUGAAUUUACAAAGUGCUAGCUUGAAUGAAAAAAUGGUGUGUAUCACUUCAGAUAUCUUAGAGCCUAAGAGCGGUGAUGAAAGUGUAUUGUGUGAGAAGGCCUUAGCGUUGCUUUCCGAUAUCCUUGCAUCAGAGCCUGUUACUCGUCGUGAAUUAGGUGAGAUUCUUCUCAGACGAAUUACACAGACCCUUCGACGAGCUUCUAAAAUGCAGAUAUACAUACCUUUAGUCCGACGCAUAUUCGUGCUGUUGCUGAGGCUUUUUUCGCCUGUCACCGACACAGAUUGGCAAGAUCUCUGGACGCUAACGCGGAUUUUGCAACACACCAUAGACAGGCGCAUCUGCACCAAUUCCAUUGCGUGUACGGAUCAGUUUUUUGUCAAUUUAAUAGAGCAAUACUACCCAAUCAACCUAAAUCCAAAGAUCGAACCACAUACAAGAAACCUCAAACUGGAUGAAAUUGUUUUAAGUCGUGUGAAACAUACCGAAGAGGAUGAACACAACUAUAAGGAGGACAUUUUUUCUACCGAAGCUUUGUUCUUUCUAGAUGGCCUUGCUAAACGUGUGCCAUUGCUAUCAUUUGCAGAAGAGGUGGUCCGGCGGUGUGUGGUUUUGGACACAUUUUCAUCUGGGUGCGUGCGUGCAGUACUUCCUAAGGAAGGCUGUGGGACGGUUAUACAUGCCAUGGGCGUAGUUCUUCUGUCCUCCAGUCUCAAUAUUCAUCUUUUUUUUGGUGUUGAUAACAAAAAUAAAUCAAUAACUUGGUCUGAUGAGCAAGUAGAGCCUUCGUGUAUUAGCGUUCCUGCGUAUCCAUUUGACGAUCCAAAGAAAGUCGAGUGCGCGUUUACCCUGGCAGUCGACCUAAUGUGCGUGCAAACUGCGAGCCUUCCUUAUUCUUUCCACAUUCCUAUCGUAGCGCUUACCGUAAGUCAACGCCGCCAUUGCUUAAUAUCUCUAUUAAAAUUAUUUUUGCCCCAAAUUUUGCAGAGUCUGCAUACCGAUUCUUUAUCCUUGUCUAAUAACACAGAAUGGCUUGAAACCUGCGCUACAACUUUAAAUGCAGAUCCCAUCGAGGUGGUUCGCACCUUUAUCCAGGCACCGAUGAAGGGGGUAGACCAGCGGAAUACUAGUACCGCGACAGCGCUUUUCUACGCAUUAUGUGGAACGGAGUUGCCCAAUAACCUUUCUCUUUUCUAUUACAUCCAGGAGUCUAUUUCGCAAGAAUUGUGUGUUGCAUCUAUUGUGGUACUGAUAUUCACUAUGACAGAAAAACUAGUCGAUGCACGCAAUAGCUACACUGCAUCUGUUAUGAAACACCUUUUGGAUAAGCAUGAAAAUGAUACGCGUGAAUCGGAGGGGUUUCUCGCUUGCAGAGAGCAUUUUUGUGCUGCAAUAGAGCACACGUUAGUGGCGUGGGUACAGGCUAGUGUAGUGUUGCCUUACACAGUUCAUGACAUCGCGGCUAGUUACCAGUCCUCUAUCUCCAUGUCGUUUAGCAGUAGUAUCUGCUUAGCAGAUAACAGGGGAACCGUAGUUUUGCGUACCCUUAUCCUGUGCUUCCGAAUUUUUGUUUUGGUUUACUAUUCACAAAUAUUGGAACAGCGCCUGGAAAAGACUGUCCUGCUAUGCAAACAGGAUGUCGAAUCCCACAGUGAUAUCAACGAGAGCCACCCAGCUGUCCAUGGCAGCCUAGGGGCUCUUUGCACUAUUUACACACUCAAACACAGUGGGCUGCCGGUUGAAAGGUCGCAAGAACAGCUUCUGGAGCUAAUAAAGGAGGCUUCAGAAAUCUGUGUGUCUGAUAAGCAUCCAAAAUCUGAGCCCUGGCGCUCUUUUUUCGCACAUGUGUUAUCCUUAUCUGGUAUCUCAGAUACUACCAUGGAGCCACUUAAGAAGAUCUACUUCACCCUGUUGGAUCGCCUGCAGAACGAGACAAAUAAACUUUCAAACCAUGAAGAGAUUGGGAACAGUAUCCGAAAUUGUAUCGAAAUAGCAAACUCCACGGUAUCCGCCUUGUCCCCCGAGAAUGGCGAUGAAAGUCAGGCUUUUUAUUUUAUUUUUUCUCAUUCUCGAGAUUCUAGCAUCCCCAGAUGGAUCAGGGAUCAAGGGUUGCCAGGACGUAAAUACAUGAUCUCAACAGACUGGACACAGCGAAUGUGGUCUAUCGAGGGGAAGGCAAAUGCUUCGAAGGAAGCCAUUGAGUUAUUAGUCUCAUCUAUAGAAGAGGGGUCUAAGAGGGCUGCACUACGCAUGAGCGAGAAAGAAUCUGAUGGUCUCUCAACAGUGCAAGCCAAGCCUCUCUUUGAAAAUAUCUUUCACAUUCUCCUGCCCACUCAAUCACGUGAGGAGACUGAGUGCCCCAUUCCACCGCGAGAGGUGCAAAACAGUUACUAUCUUCCAAAAGAAAGAACCCAUGAUGUAAAUGUAGAGGUAGGUAGCAUUGAUAAGGAGGUUACUGCAGUCAAAGCGCCCUCACGAGAAGAACCCUCAGUUGCAAGAAAUACUCCAGCAACGAUAUCCCCAGAGUCUAUCGUUGAAACCGCCAAGGCCGAGAAAAUCAGUUCUCGCACGCGAUCGCCUUCUUUGAUGCAUUCCCCGGCUGACUCAACACUCACAGCUUCCAACCGUCUCGCGUCACAGGACAUUACACAGCGUAGAAGUUUGUCACCAAGGCUUCCCAAAGGGUAUUAUGCCACCGCGGAUUCCAUGGAGGAGGAGCCAGCGCUCUCUGAUACGGCGACAACGCGCACAACCUCCACUAGUCAGUGCUUAACAGGCACUGAUGACUCGCAGAAGUCGAUAGAAAAGCCGCUGAGAUCCUACAAUGAAAGUAACUAUGAGGAAGGGAUAUUUGCUUCAAGCAGAGUAAAGUAUCACAAAAAGCGAUGCCAUCACCAUCAUCAUCAUUGUUCUUAUUGCUGCUGCAGAUGCAAUAGGUCUUGUGGGCAAUCAGAUUCUUGUAGAAUAAAACUUGGCAAGGGCGGUCAUGGAUGGAUUGGAGAGGAUCCAGCUGUUCGAAUAGAUAACACACUAACUCCAACGAAACUUCCGUUGUAUUCCCAUGAAUUUCACGGCGAUUUGCACUCAAACCAAACUGUUGUUCCGCACCAGCAGUCGAAUACUGCGUUAAGACCCCCACCAGAACCCCCAAGGAAGAGCCCCAUGGACGACUUUCAAACUCCAAUAUACCAGCGUAUCGGUACCAUCCCGUCUAAUGUCCGUCAGGAUGUGGCUCAAGACAGUAGUGGGGGUCCUUCUCUUCUUACUUUCUCGCAUCAUCAGGGUCAGCAGUCUCGUAGUCCGCGGGUUAAACUGUAUUCCAUUCAUCUUGGUGAUUCUGGAACCCAUAUGAAGGAAAUAAAGCAAACUACGGAAUGGAUGGGCACCACUGCUCCCUCGCCCUUUCUGAACAACGUAACGGCGCACACCGGUGUACAGUAUUUAGAGCCACCACCAAUUCCAUCCUCCUGUGUCUUUCAGAAACCGCCUCCAUUGUUGCAUUUGCGUGAGCAUGUGGCAAUUGGUGAGUCGGGAGCAGCCGCUGUGGCCGAGAACAACUUUCCUAACCAGUGUAUGAGCAGCAGUCCGUACAUUUCUACUUUUCCUGACGCCAACUUUUUUUUCGAUAAAAACAAAGCCGUGGUGAGCGCAUCGAGAUCGCCACAACAAUUGCAGCAGCUUCAACCUUCUCAGGAGCGCACGGAAAGAGCCCCAGAGCAACUCCUUACCUCUUUUCCAGAACUUAAUCUCUCGGCCCAAGUGUCCCGGGAACAGACGGUACCCAUGCCAAGAGAUGACGUUGAGCCAGUGCUUGUACAACCUGUUCUCAGCACAUCAAUUUCGGAACAUCAUAUCGGUAAUCCACAAUCCGACGCUAAAUCGUUUACUGUCCCGGACGUGAAGCAGUCAUUUCUGACUUCAGCUGAAAUGCAUGAAUUCAAGCGUUAUGUUGACAAUUUAGUAACAAAAAUAAGUCUUGCUCCAUCGGCACCCGUGCCUGGCGUUACUACGAACUUCACAGCAUCACCACUCGAAACGGGCGACUUUUCACGGGAAAAACAGCAGCAAGCUCUACCCGCCUGGGUUGACAACUCUUUGAGCCAACAAGCCGAAAAUAUUGUUUUAAAUCCCCAAAUCCCUAAGCCUCCUCAGUCCACUUCAGCACCCGAGCCUGUAGUGCACCCACCACCCUUGUUUUUUCCACAUGCGCAGAACGGUCUCGCUCCCUUGGAACAAGCCCAACUUGUUCAGGAAAGUGUCAGGCAAAAGAACGAGUUGCUAAAUCUGAAUCUAGAACUUUCAGAGAUAAGACUGCGUGCAGCCCGUAUUGGAGGGAGCUCCGCGUUUGAGCCUACAGUCAUCAAAGUGGAAAGUACGGAUAAUCUGUUGAGCUAUAACCGGGACCAACCCCUAUCACAGAUGCAGCCUUCUUGCGAUUCUACCAAAUCCCAACCAAUGUUAUCCGCUCAGAUCCAAACCCAGCCUUUGGCGACAAGCGAUGCCUCUGUGGGGGCUUCAUUGACACCGUUCCAUUUAAUGAGCACGAUGCCUUCUAGUGGUGUUACUACGGCCGUCCCAGAGGUGAGCAUCGCUAACACGAUUUCGGACCUAGAGGGUCUUAAUUCGAAAUUGCAGGCGAUCAACUGUUCCGCUGAGGCGAUGGAAAAGGCCCUCCACGACACACGGGAAACCAUUCGAAGCUAUGAGAAGCUAAAGGCUACGGAAGGUAUGAAGGUAGAGGAAAUCGCUCUGCUAAACUCGCUCCGCUGCAAGACAGCUGCUGCGGAAAGGCGACUAGCGGAGUUGCACCGUCUGCCCAUGGCGACCCAGGUGCAAUCAAGUCCUCUAGAGUUUCAGCCGCAGAGCCCUUUAAAGCUGUGUUCGGGUGGUUCUGCUGGUUUUGUUCUACCUGGGCAUGAUGGGGUCACAGAAAGUGAAAUCAAUGCACAACGGCAGAAUGGUGCCGAUCCCGCCGAAAGGCGGUUCAUAAGUUUCUCUACGUGUGAGACAGGACAUCCUGAAGAGGCAAAACGAGCAGAAAUAGAUUUAGCUAAACAACAACCAUCGGAUGUAACCGCGUCCGCGCUUUGUAACUCCAGCGCACCCGAUCCGCGAGCACUUCCCCUCCCUUCGUUUGAGAUGGAUCGGACAAGGCAACUCGCUCCGCAGCCUGCGCCAAUUUCCCCUUGGAAUCCGUACCAAACCUCAACUUUCGUUUCACCAACCACUCGUGAGUAUCUUACUGUUAAAGAAACUGUCUGGAAGGACGUCAAUGAAGGUGAACAUGCAACACGAGCUACCGUUUUAACUGACAGCAAGCAAAUAUCAUCGGUUAAUUCUCAGCGUGGAUUAUCUGUGUGCCAGGGCGCACCUUCUUAUAAAUCCUGCGUGGAGGCGGUGCCCGAAAGCAACGUAGCUCCUUCCUUUGUCGAGCUGACUGAUCUUCAUGAAGUUUAUCAAUCAGCUCCAAAGCGACCGUCCGAGCGUAUCCGACAUCAGCGGUGCCGUGCACCGUUGUAUCCUCAGCGUAGCUGUUCUGCUCUUGAGCGAAGGCGAAGAACGACAGCCUCUGGGGCUGCUACCCGCCAGUUGCGGUCACGUACCGCUACUAAGGAUCUGCCCGAUCGUUUUUACAUGUACCGUAGUCAAUCCAGCAUCCCGAAAACAAAUCAAAAGCCAUUAUCUAGAGCGAAAACGCAAAAAUAUGCGUCUCCUCUUGUGAGUUGUAGCAAAAGCGCGUUUGGUGAUUCUGUAAAUGUAGCCGUCUCGAAUGGUGUGUUGUCAUCAGAGGAUGGGGGUCAACUGAAAGUAAAUGUGGGCUCCACUUUUGUUGAGCGUCAGAGGCGCCGACGAAGUGAUAACAUUGAAAAGCGUAUCCACCAAUUGGAUCGCGAAUUUGCAUAA
Messenger RNA from Phytomonas sp. EM1, 7320 nucleotides. Lineage: Eukaryota; Euglenozoa; Kinetoplastea; Trypanosomatida; Trypanosomatidae. The record is from the annotation of a GenBank genome assembly.